Messenger RNA from Octopus sinensis (East Asian common octopus), 1537 nucleotides. Its product is annotated as lanosterol 14-alpha demethylase-like. Lineage: Eukaryota; Metazoa; Mollusca; Cephalopoda; Octopoda; Octopodidae. Bases 846 to 1529 code for a protein of 227 amino acids. The record is from RefSeq and is a predicted model, not a curated record. Gene Ontology annotation, molecular function: heme binding; iron ion binding; monooxygenase activity. The transcript has a single exon.
UCGAGUUAUCUCGCUCUGAUAUUGGCAGCAAUCAGUGUGUUAUUUUACUAUAUAACCAAACGUCAUUCUGACGGAAAAGUAGUUAUAAUUUGAUUAUUUAUAGUUAAAUUAUCCACCAAUGGUCAAAAGGGGUCUUCCAUUCUUUGGAGUCGCCUUUGAGUUUGGAAAAGACCCCGUCAAGUUCCUCCUGUCUUGCUACGAGGAGGUAUGUGGUCAGAAUAUUCCAAGUAUGGGCCUGUCGUGACCUUCACAAUGAUGGGCAAGCAGUUCACCUACUUGCUGGGCAGUGAAGCAGCAGAACUGUUCUUCAACAGCAAAAAUGAUGUCCUCAACGCGGAGGAAGCCUAUUCCAAGUUGACGACACCCGUUUUCGGUCCCCGAGUAGUCUACGACAUCCCCAACCACGUAUUCUGAUCUCCUAAAUAAUAGAUAUUCCUCCAACAAAAAAAAAUUGGAAAAAGUGGACUCAAUUCUGACCGAUUCCGCACAUUUGUCCCCAAAAUCGAGGAUGAGACUGCCCAAUUCUUCGCCAAAUGGACAAAGACAGGCGUGGCUGACUUGUUCAAGGAAUUGUCCUCUCUGAUCAUAUUCACUGCCUCCCGUUGUCUGCUGGGGGAUGAAUUGAGGGAAGUCAUGGACGAGUCGGUCGCUGGACUUCUCUCUGAUUUGGAUCAGGGGUUUAGGCCGGAGGUGUGGUUACUCCCCCAGUGGUUCCCUCUCCCUGUCAAAAAGUAUGGAAUAUUGACGAUUGUAGAGUCCGGGACCGUGCCCACCAGAAGAUAAAAUCUUUAUUUUCUCAACAAGUUAGAAAAAGACGGGAAAGUGGUAUAAGGCGAGAAGAUUUGAUGCAAACUUUUAUUGAUACUCCUUACACGGAUGGGCGGAAGAUGGACGAUGGCGAAGUGGUGGGAUUGCUGAUUGGAAUGUUGUUGGGAGGGCAGCACACGUCCUCCACGACUUCUUCAUGGCUGGGUCUGUACAUCGCGAGGGAUGAGGCACUGCAGGAGGCAUUGUAUGAGGAACAGAUGAGUGUGCGGGGAGGGGACCCAAUCACGUACGACCAUUUGGAGGAAAUGGAUUUAUUGGACAGAUGUUUGAGGGAAACACUGCGACUGAGGGCUCCCCUUAUUACUACUAUGCGGGUGUGCAAGGUUCCUGUUCAGGUGUUGGGAUAUGACAUCCCCGUGGACACUCACGUGUGUAUUAGUGCCAGUGUCAACCACCGCCUUAAGAAUGUGUGGCACAAUGUAGACAACUUUGACCCAGAUCGGUUGUUUGUUGGUUUUUAUGAUAGUUUCCUUGAGUACGAUGUGAGUAAGAUUGGACGCUAUUCGUAUAUUCCAUUUGGACAGGGCAGACACCGCUGCAUUGGCGAGUCCUUUGCCUACGUCCAGAUCAAGACCAUUUGGGCACAUCUCAUUCAGAAAUUUCGUUUCAGCCUUCCGGGGGGUCGUUUUCCUGAUGUUGACUUGACUACGAUGAUUCAAGCCCCCAAACAUCCAAUCAUCAACUACACCCUGAGAAACUAGUUCCUUGU